GGGACUACGAUUCCCUUCGGUCUUGCGCAAGCUUUGUGCAGCGCGCUUGCGCAGUGUGGAGGACGAUGCCGCUAUAAAGGCUUGUUUUGCUCCGGGUCCGAUGUUCGCGUGCGAGCCCGGGCGGUCCGCUCUCCCUUGGGGAGGUUGGUGUGCAGAAACUCUGCAGUGAGAGGAGGAGUGUGAGCUCUGGUACCCACUUGGUGAAGAUGAAGGAUAUCGACAUGGGGAAGGAGUACAUCAUCCCCAGCCCUGGGUACAGAAGUGUCAGGGAGAGAAGCAGUGCAGCUGGGCCACACAGAGACCGUGAGGAAUCCAGGUUCCAGAGAUCAAGACCGUUGGAAUGCCAAGAUGCCCUAGAAACAGCAGCCCGAGUUGAGGGCCUUCCCCUGGAUGUCUCCGUGCAUUCUCAUCUCCGAAUUCUGGACGAGGAGCAUACCAAGGGAAAGUACCACCAUGGCUUGAGUGCCCUGAAGCCCUUCCGGACCACUUCCAAGCACGAGCACCCAGUUGACAAUGCUGGACUUUUCUCCUUCAUGACGUUUUCAUGGCUCUCUCCUCUGGCCCGUGUGGUGUACAAGAAGGGGGAGCUGUUGAUGGAGGACGUGUGGCCUUUGUCCAAGUAUGAGUCUUCUGAUGUGAACUGCAGAAGACUGGAGAGACUGUGGCAAGAAGAGCUGAGUGAAGUGGGGCCCGCCGCCGCUUCCCUGCGAAGGGUUGUGUGGAUCUUUUGCCGCACCAGGCUCAUCCUGUCCAUCAUGUGCCUGAUGAUCACGCAGUUGGCUGGCUUCAGUGGACCAGCCUUCAUGGUGAAACACCUCUUGGAGUACACCCAGGCAACAGAGUCUAACCUGCAGUACAGCUUGCUGUUAGUCCUAGGCCUCUUUCUGACAGAAGUUGUACGCUCCUGGUCACUUGCGCUGACUUGGGCAUUGAACUAUCGAACUGGCGUCCGGUUGCGGGGGGCUAUCCUGACUAUGGCAUUCAAGAAGAUCCUGAAGUUAAAGAACAUUAAAGAAAAGUCUCUGGGUGAGCUCAUCAAUAUCUGCUCCAAUGAUGGGCAGAGGAUGUUUGAGGCGGCUGCUGUGGGCAGCUUGCUGGCCGGAGGACCUGUUGUUGCCAUCUUGGGCAUGAUUUAUAAUGUAAUCAUUCUGGGACCAACAGGCUUCCUGGGAUCAGCUGUUUUUAUCCUCUUUUAUCCGGCCAUGAUGUUCGUGUCGCGGCUUACUGCAUAUUUCAGGAGAAAGUGUGUAGCUGCCACAGAUGACCGUGUCCAGAAGAUGAAUGAAGUUCUCACCUACAUUAAAUUUAUUAAAAUGUAUGCCUGGGUCAAGGCGUUUUCUCAGAGUGUUCAAAAAAUCCGAGAGGAGGAGCGUCGGAUACUGGAAAAAGCAGGGUACUUUCAGAGCAUCACCGUUGGAGUGGCCCCCAUUGUGGUGGUGAUCGCCAGCGUGGUGACGUUCUCUGUUCACAUGAGCCUGGGCUUCCACCUGACCGCCGCGCAGGCCUUCACAGUGGUGACUGUCUUCAAUUCCAUGACUUUUGCUUUAAAAGUCACACCAUUCUCUGUGAAGUCCCUCUCUGAAGCAUCCGUUGCUGUUGACAGAUUUAAGAGUUUGUUUCUAAUGGAAGAGGUUCACAUGAUAACGAACAAACCGGCCAGUCCUCACAUCAAGAUAGAGAUGAAAAAUGCCACCUUGGCAUGGGACUCCUCCCACUCCAGUAUUCAGAACUCGCCCAAGCUGACCCCCAAAAUGAAAAAAGACAAGAGGGCUACCAGGGGCAAGAAAGAAAAGUCGAGGCAGCUGCAACACACUGAGCACCAGGCGGUGCUGGCAGAGCAGAAAGGACACCUCCUUCUGGAUAGUGAUGAGCGGCCCAGUCCGGAAGAGGAAGAAGGCAAGCAAAUUCCUACAGGGAGCCCGCGCCUGCAGAGGACGCUGUACAGCAUCGACCUGGAAGUUGAAGAGGGCAAGCUGGUUGGAAUCUGUGGCAGUGUGGGAAGUGGAAAAACCUCUCUCAUUUCAGCCAUCUUAGGCCAGAUGACACUUCUAGAGGGCAGCAUUGCAGUCAGUGGGACCUUUGCUUAUGUGGCCCAGCAGGCUUGGAUCCUCAAUGCCACUCUGAGAGACAACAUUCUCUUUGGCAAGGAGUUUGAUGAAGAAAGAUACAACUCAGUGCUGAACAGCUGCUGCUUGCGGCCUGACUUGGCUAUUCUCCCCAACAGCGACCUGACCGAGAUUGGAGAGCGAGGAGCCAACCUGAGUGGUGGACAGCGCCAGAGAAUCAGCCUUGCUCGGGCCUUGUAUAGUGACAGAAGCAUCUACAUCCUGGAUGACCCCCUUAGUGCCUUAGAUGCCCACGUAGGCAACCACAUCUUCAACAGUGCUAUCCGGAAGCACCUCAAGUCGAAGACAGUUCUGUUUGUUACACACCAGUUACAGUACCUCGUGGACUGUGAUGAAGUGAUCUUCAUGAGAGAAGGCUGCAUUACAGAAAGAGGUACCCACGAGGAGCUGAUGAACUUAAACGGAGAUUACGCUGCUAUUUUUAAUAACCUGUUGCUGGGAGAGACACCUCCAGUUGAGAUUAAUUCAAAAAAGGAAGCUAGUGGUUCACAGAAGAAAUCACAAGACAAGGGUCCCAAACCAGGGUCAGUGAAGAAGGAGAAGGCAGUGAAGUCAGAGGAAGGGCAGCUUGUGCAGGUGGAAGAGAAAGGGCAAGGCUCGGUGCCUUGGUCAGUCUAUGGUGUCUACAUCCAGGCAGCAGGGGGCCCUUUGGCUUUCCUGGUUAUCAUGGUCCUCUUCAUGCUGAAUGUGGGCAGCACUGCCUUCAGCACUUGGUGGUUGAGCUACUGGAUUAAGCAAGGAAGUGGGAACACCACAGUGUUUCAAGGGAACAGAAGCUCUGUGAGUGACAGCAUGAAGGACCACCCGUACAUGCAGUUCUACGCCAGCGUCUACGCCCUCUCCAUGGCAGUCAUGCUGCUCUUGAAAGCCAUCCGAGGAGUUGUCUUUGUCAAGGGCACACUGAGAGCCUCCUCCCGGCUCCAUGAUGAGCUCUUCCGAAGGAUCCUUAGGAGCCCCAUGAAGUUUUUUGACACCACCCCAACAGGAAGGAUUCUCAACAGGUUUUCCAAAGACAUGGAUGAAGUGGAUGUGCGCCUGCCAUUCCAGGCCGAGAUGUUCAUUCAGAACGUGAUCCUGGUGUUCUUCUGUGUCGGGAUGAUCGCAGGAGUCUUCCCGUGGUUCCUCGUGUCAGUGGGGCCUCUGCUCAUCCUCUUCUCAGUUCUGCACAUCGUCUCCAGGGUCCUGAUUCGUGAGCUGAAGCGACUGGACAACAUCACACAGUCUCCUUUCCUCUCACACAUCACGUCCAGCAUACAGGGCCUCGCCACUAUCCACGCCUAUAACAAAGGGCAGGAAUUUCUACACAGGUAUCAGGAGCUACUGGAUGACAACCAAGCUCCUUUUUUCUUGUUCACUUGCGCAAUGAGGUGGCUGGCAGUGCGGCUGGACCUCAUCAGCAUUGCCCUGAUCACCACCACUGGGCUGAUGAUUGUCCUCAUGCAUGGGCAGAUUCCUCCAGCCUACGCCGGCCUUGCCAUCUCCUAUGCCGUGCAGUUAACAGGACUGUUCCAGUUUACAGUUAGACUGGCAUCCGAGACAGAAGCCCGAUUCACUUCAGUGGAGAGGAUCAACCACUACAUAAAGACUCUGUCUUUGGAAGCACCUGCGAGAAUCAAGAACAAGGCUCCUCCCCCGGACUGGCCCCAGGAGGGAGAAGUAACCUUUGAGGAUGCAGAAAUGCGAUACCGAGAAAACCUUCCGCUGGUCCUUAAGAAAGUGUCCUUCACCAUCAAGCCCAAGGAGAAGAUUGGCAUCGUGGGGCGCACAGGGUCAGGGAAGUCCUCUCUGGGGAUGGCGCUCUUCCGUCUGGUGGAGUUAUCCGGAGGCUGCAUUAAGAUUGAUGGAGUGAGAAUCAGUGACAUCGGCCUAGCUGACCUCCGAAGCAAACUGUCCAUCAUUCCUCAGGAGCCCGUCCUGUUCAGCGGCACUGUCAGAUCAAAUCUGGACCCCUUCAACCAGUACACGGAAGACCAGAUCUGGGACUCACUAGAGAGGACACACAUGAAGGAAUGUAUUGCCCAGCUACCUCUGAAACUUGAAUCUGAGGUGAUGGAGAAUGGGGACAACUUCUCGGUUGGCGAACGGCAGCUCUUGUGUAUCGCCAGGGCCCUGCUGCGCCACUGUAAGAUUCUGAUUUUAGAUGAAGCCACUGCUGCUAUGGACACAGAAACGGACUUACUGAUUCAAGAGACCAUCCGGGAAGCAUUUGCAGACUGCACCAUGCUGACCAUUGCCCAUCGCCUGCACACAGUUCUGGGCUCUGAUAGGAUUAUGGUGCUGGCCCAGGGACAGGUGGUGGAGUUUGACACACCAUCGGUCCUUCUGUCCAACGACAGCUCAAGGUUCUAUGCCAUGUUUGCUGCUGCAGAGAACAAGGUGGCUGUCAAGGGCUGACUCAGGCCAUCCGUGAGGUCUCUCCUCAGAGCGUUGCCAUUCUCUUCCUGGUUUGGACCCCUCAUCCUGUCCUGCUGAAACCUUGCCUUUCCCGGUUUUAUCUCUCACACAACAGUUCAGGAUUAGCGGUGUGUUUCACUUUUAGGGAAAAUCAUAUUUUGAUUAUUGUAUUUAUUCCCUAUUCAUGUAAAUGAAAUUUAGUUUUUUGUUCUUAAUUGCACUCUUAAGAGGUUCAGGGAACCAUUACUAUAAAUGUAUCAGUGGCCUAUAAUGAAGCUUUAUAUGUGUAGCUAUGUCUAUAUGUAAUUCUGUAAAUAGUCUAUAUUUACAGGAAAAAUGUAAGCAGUUUAUUUUCUAUUAAAGCAAGCACUGCGCUACGGGCAGUGCGCGUUCAUUUCUAUCGUUUUGUACAGCCGACUGCACUAGAGAUCUCGUUUUGCUCUUAGCUGUUGAAAGUCAAUGUUUCGUUCUCUAGCUGCUCGGUUCACGGUGCUGGGCUUUCUAGGUGUCCAGAGGACACGCGACAGCAGUGAGCCCUCCCGGCCUGCUCCUUGGUCUUCCCAGUGGGAACCCAGUGCAGCUGAGCUGUGGGAGGCCUCGCAGAGCACCGUGGCUUCUCAGGGCUCCUGCUUUCCUGUGCUGUCACUUCCUGUUUCUGUUAGAGUGAUGGGGCAAAGCCCACCCCCUUUCCCUCUCAGGAAUGAGAACCAUAGCGUUCCUCAGAGGGGAGAGCUUCCUUCUGCCUUCCUCCUCCUGCUGUUGUUUUUAAAGAUCCAGACUGCUCCCAGUGUCCCAUGCUUCAGGUUCCUAGCGCUGGCCACCACAGAGCUCUCCCAGCUCUAGGGUCCACUGCUGCUGUUGUAGGUGGCAUUUUUUUUUGCCUGAUCCCACACCUCCAGAGUUCAGUGACAGGGCUCAGGAUUGUGGGGUCCGCCCUUCCUCACGUCAGUGUCCUCUGCAAAGUCUGCGGCCCUCAGCAGCUCUUGCUAGCCAGUGUCCUCACUGGUGUAGAAGUUUUUUGUACUGUAAAGAGACCUACCUCAGGUUGCUGAUUGCUGUGUGGUUUGGUGUGUUCCUGCAGACCCCCUUUGUGCUCUGGGGCCCGUAGUUUGGGUGGGUGUGGUCGCCACUGUCACCAGUCAAGUGGUCAGCGUUGCAUGUCGUGACCAACUAGACAUUCUGUCGCCUUAGCAUGUUUGCUAAACACCUUAUGAAAGCAAAAAUCUGAAAAAGUGAAUAAAAUUAUUUUGGAUUUGUAAAA
This is a messenger RNA of Alexandromys fortis (reed vole), 5781 nucleotides long. RefSeq names its product ATP binding cassette subfamily C member 5 (gene Abcc5). Lineage: Eukaryota; Metazoa; Chordata; Mammalia; Rodentia; Cricetidae. Gene Ontology annotation, biological process: transmembrane transport. The record is from RefSeq and is a predicted model, not a curated record. The transcript has 30 exons. Bases 207 to 4520 code for a protein of 1437 amino acids. Gene Ontology annotation, molecular function: ABC-type transporter activity; ATP hydrolysis activity; ATP binding. Gene Ontology annotation, cellular component: membrane.